GCGCGGCAAUGCGGGUGGUGGUGGGUGGCGGGACAGGCUUCGUGGGCAGAGCCCUGACCCAGCUGCUGCGGAGCCGAGGGCACCAAGUGACCCAUGUGUCGCGACAGGGGGGCGAGGAUCGGAUCACCUGGGAGGAGCUGUCCCACUCUGGGCUGCCCCCGUGCGAUGCUGUGGUCAACUUGGCUGGUGAAAAUGUCCUCAACCCUUUCCGCAGGUGGGGUGAUGCCUUCUGCAGGGAGGUCAUCAGCAGCCGGGUGGAGACCACGAAGGCCUUGGCCGAAGCCAUCGCUGCUGCUGAGCAGCCCCCCCGUGCCUGGGUCCUCGUCACUGGCGUAGGUUUUUACCGGCCCAGCCCCACAGCUGAGUACACUGAAGACAGUCCAGGAGGGGAUUUUGACUUCUUCUCACGCCUGGUGAGCUCGUGGGAGGCUGCAGCUCUCAUCCCUGGGAGCCCAACUCGUGGUGUUGUGGUGAGACCAGGUGUAGUGCUGGGUCGAGAUGGCGGUGCCAUCGCUCAGAUGCUCCUACCUUUCCGUCUGGGACUUGGAGGCCCCAUGGGCUCUGGACUCCAGCCCUUCCCGUGGAUCCACAUUCAGGACCUGUCUGGGAUUGUGUGUCAUGCCCUGGAGAAGGAGUCUGUGCAAGGCAUCCUCAACGGCGUUGCCCCAUCCUCCCCUGGCACCUCCAAUGGCACCUUUGCCCGGGAGCUGGCGGCAGCCCUGGGGCGCCCGGCGCUGCUGCCGGUGCCCGCCUGGGCCGUGCGGGCUGUCUUUGGGGCAGAGCGGGCGGUCAUGCUGCUGGAGGGACAGAGGGUGCUGCCCAAACGCACCCUGGAGAGCGGCUACUCAUUCAUCUUCCCUGAGCUGCCUGCAGCCCUGAGGGACAUCGUGGCUUAAGGCCUGCCCAACUGGGCUGGGCCCUCUUUGUGUGAGCUCACAUGCCUUCCCAUCAAAGAGGGGAGUCCUGCCCCUUGGCACUUCCCCAUCCACAUACAGAAGGGGUGAGCAAUCCUUUCCCCCUGUAUCUCCCUGUGUGCAUCCCCAGUUAGGAAUCAUCCCUCUUACUGUCACAUGAAUUUUAACAUUACCUGCAUAUGGGGAAGGGCAUGAGCACCUCAAAGGACUGUCACUGUGGAAUUGCCCAUCUUCCCUUUUGCAUGGUGUGUGAACAGCUGGCAAAGCAGCUGGGGGUGUAAUGUCUUCUCCCCUGAGAGAUGUGCAGCAGAAAACUCAUCCUAAUGCUGUUGUAAUUCCUCCAUGGUAGUGGAAAUCGCCCUUUCUGUUUUUCCCCAUGAUGACAGGCAAAGAAGAGCAUAAGUCUCUUUCUUGGUCUUGGUGGUUGUGGGAGAAGAUCCAUCUUAGGGUGCUGAAUAGAGAUUGCAUGGAGACUGCCCUCUCUUUUCUUGUGGCUGGUACCAAGUUGAUGUGUCAGUACCUUCAGCUGAGUCUAGCCUGAAGAGUUACACCCUUCCAGGGUUCCACACCCUAUGCUAUGGCAGGGAUGAGGGAGAACCCUGUUUUGCCAGCCUGCAGGGGAAAGGGUGACAAACUGCCCCUGGACUGCUUUGCCUUGGCUGAGUGCCCAUGAGAUCUGUUUGAGCUCAGGAGAGCUGGGUGGUACAUCACUGUGUGAGGCAGUGCAAGUCACAGUUUUAUUCGAAAGGAACAUUUCAGCUAUUGCCUUCAUUGUGCUUAACUGAGACCAGGUGGUUUUCUUUUAUUGAUCCCGUGAGGUGUUGCUUGUGUUCAGGGUGUUCCCCUGACUGGGCACUGGGGAUAUCCAAGCUGCCUGGUCUGCCUUGGGAAGCAGUACCUCUUCCCUAGUAAAGCAGAUUGUAAUUUCAUCAUCUCGUAGUGACAGAAAAUAUAUCCAUGUGCUUCCCUUGACCCACUUCCAUGUCCUGAAGUGGGUUGCAGUGUGUGAAGUCCACAAAGCAGUGAAGUUUAUUAUAGCAGUACUUCUGGAGAAAUACUCCUAGUGUGAUGUAAAGUAGGGCUAGAAAAUGCAAUUCAAAGGCACUUCAGGCAGAUAAAGACCAUCCAGAAGAACAGCAGUCUACAUAUUGCUGGUUUAUGCCAUGCUGUAGUCAGAGUAGCUGAAGGAUCAGUUUUGGUGAAGUCUAGAUGCCCCACUCUCCUGACUCUGCUCAGUACAUACUGGAGACAGAAUGGCAAUCUGCUGGCUUUCCAGGCAGGAAAAUUGGAGUGGGACUGCAGAUGGAACUGGAGAUAGUCCCCGCAGUUAGUGUCAGCAGCCAGGUGAAAUGGGACUUUGGGAAUAGUCAUGAAAGCAACAUGGUUUGAGAUAGAUGUGGGUUGCUUGGACUUUGUCUUUGCUGCCUGUAAGUUAGGUGCAGCUUCCUUCCUUUUCCCAAGAGCUUCAGUUUCCUGCCCAUGAGAGUAGGCUGACAUACUCUGAGAUACAGACCCAGUUCCUUGUGGGCCAGUGCAAUGGGGACAGUCAGCAGUGCUGCUUUAGUUAUUUCAGCUGAGCUUUUAGAGCCUCAGGCUUCAGAGCUUCCUCAGAUGAUGUGGUCUGCAGCAUCCUUUUGUUAGCCAGCCCAGUUAAUUGCUGUACCUCUAUAAACCUUGAUGAUUGCAAUGGCUUUGGGUUGUGAUUAGAAAUGAGAACAGCUGUGGCUGGAGAAGAACUGCCACCUUCAGCUCUUCCGAAAGAGGUUUUUUGUAUCCCACAGAAGACUGCCACUAAGCAGAGCUCCCAGGCCUUGGACUCUGUGCCUGGAUGUGGGACUCAGGAUCUUUGAAAAGUUGCCUCUGCAUGGUGUUUGUGUCUUAAAUACAUCACAGGUUUAAAUGA
This is a messenger RNA of Lonchura striata (white-rumped munia), 2817 nucleotides long. It is a transcript of the gene SDR39U1, whose product is annotated as short chain dehydrogenase/reductase family 39U member 1. The record is from RefSeq and is a predicted model, not a curated record. NCBI's taxonomy places the organism in Eukaryota, Metazoa, Chordata, Aves, Passeriformes, Estrildidae.